CUGUUUGCAUUUGCUGCAGUAUAAAUUGACAUUUAACACAAAGGACCAUGUAUGAGCAAGGAGAAAGGCUCAAGAUGGAAAAGCUGAUCCCAGUUGCUUUGCUCCUACUCACUGUGUUUGGCAGUGGAGUGGUCAGUCUCACUGAAAAAUCUGCCAUACCAAAGGAAAACAAUCCAGUUAUACAAUUAUCUAUCCUCAGACUUUCAGCUGCAAAUUUAGAUUUUGCCUUACGUCUCUACAGACAGAUUGCUUCACAGCCACGCUCAGCUGCCAAGAAUAUUUUCUUCUCUCCAGUUAGUGUCUCUGCAGCACUUAGCAUGCUUUCCUUGGGUGCAAGAGAUAACACAGUCAACCAGCUUCUACGUGUUCUUGGGUACAGUGAUAUGUCCCAAAAUGAUGCAGCAGAAGUGCAUGAAGCAUACAAAUACCUUCUGCAAAAGCUAACCAGAGAAAAUAGUGAACUGAAUUUAACAAUGGGCAAUUCUUUGCACAUCCAGCAGGAAUUUGUUGUUAAACAGAAAUUCCUUGAGGAUGCAAAGCAGUUUUAUAAGGCAGAGGUAAUGGAUGUUAAUUUCAAAGAACCAGAGAAUGCAAAAGGACAGAUCAAUGCAUACAUAAACAAGAAAACAUCUGGUGAAAUUCAAGAUUUUGUUAAAACCCUUGAUCGAUCAACUGUGAUGAUGCUUCUCAAUUAUGUCUUGUUCAAAGGUAGUUGGAUGAAACCUUUUGAUCCCACAGCAACGUAUGAAGCCGACUUCCACGUAGAUAACACAACAACAGUGAGAGUUCAAAUGAUGAAGAGGCUGGGGAUGUAUUACUCUGGUUAUGAUCAGCAAAUUUCCAGUUAUGUGGUUAGCAUUCCAUAUCAUGGAAAUGCAUCCUUGGUGCUGAUUCUACCAGCCCCAGGAAAAUUGGCAGAAGUCGAACAAAAUCUGACCAUUAGCCAUUUUCAAAACUUUUUUUUCUCAUUACCGUUUAGGUCUGCAACUCUGCACCUUCCAAAGUUAUUGUUGAAGGAAUCCUACCAGCUCAAAGAUCUGCUGAUGUCUAUGGGUAUUGUGGAUGUAUUCACAGAUAAUUCAAACCUUUCUGGAAUGUCUGAAACUGCCCCUCUAAAAGUAUCUGAGGUGACCCAUGAGGCAGUGCUGGAUAUUGAUGAAACAGGAACAAAAGCUACAGCUGUUACAGGAAUUGAAAUGAUACCAUUCUCUGUUCCUUCUGAGUAUGUAUUUAACAGGCCUUUCUUCCUAUUAAUUGCUGACCACAAUGUUAAGUCUGUCCUGUUUGCAGGAAGGGUAAUGAAUCCCACUGCGUGAUGCAGGCAAAAACUCCACACAUUUCCAAGAAUUGUAUCAUUGAUAAAUGGAAAGCAAUGACGUUAUGUCCAACAACGUUUAACAUCCAAUUGUUUGAGAGCAACCUUAAGUAAUUUAGUAAAUGUGCUUUACCAUAAAGUAAUGUACCAAGCUUUUUAUGAAGGCAAACAAAGGUCUCAUCAAUAAUAAUGAAUGUUUCAAAUUUAUUUCAAAUGUUUGUCAUGCUUUGAGUAAUUCACUAGUAUGUAUAUGAAUAACUUACAUUAAAACAGAAAAUGCAUCUGAA
This is a messenger RNA of Chiloscyllium plagiosum (whitespotted bambooshark), 1602 nucleotides long. RefSeq names its product alpha-1-antitrypsin-like. Lineage: Eukaryota; Metazoa; Chordata; Chondrichthyes; Orectolobiformes; Hemiscylliidae. Gene Ontology annotation, molecular function: serine-type endopeptidase inhibitor activity. The record is from RefSeq and is a predicted model, not a curated record.